Messenger RNA from Dreissena polymorpha, 883 nucleotides. RefSeq names its product ATP-dependent DNA helicase RecQ-like. NCBI's taxonomy places the organism in Eukaryota, Metazoa, Mollusca, Bivalvia, Myida, Dreissenidae. Bases 1 to 747 code for a protein of 248 amino acids. Gene Ontology annotation, molecular function: four-way junction helicase activity; nucleic acid binding; ATP binding. Gene Ontology annotation, biological process: double-strand break repair via homologous recombination; telomere maintenance. The transcript is spliced from 2 exons. Gene Ontology annotation, cellular component: chromosome; cytoplasm; nucleoplasm. The record is from RefSeq and is a predicted model, not a curated record.
AUGGGACUGGAAAUCAUCAAUGAAUGCCACAACAUCAUCAAGGACACAAAAUAUUCGCAAGCUUUGCAAAAUUACAAUCAAACACACAAUACUGAAAUUCUUAAACUUAAACCUCUGCAGGAAAAGGCUUUAGAUGUGUUGCUAUCUGGAAAGGACUGUUUAUGCUCUCUUCCAACAGGAUAUGGGAAAUCCUUGAUAUUUGAGCUUCUUCCUUUUAUUGAUUCAAACUGUUUGGUAGUGAUAAUUGAACCAUUGAAUGUUAUCACGGCACAGGAAGCUCAAAAGCUUGGUACUAAAUCAAUGUGUCUUACAAGUAAGAGUGACCUGACUGGUAUUAAAAAAGGAUCAGUUAAGUACAUUUUCUGCCAUCCAGAAGACAUUUUAUAUAACAAAAAAAUCAUGGAAAUGUUUAGGAAUGAGGACUUUAAAAUGAAACAGAUAUUCCUAGUUGUAGAUGAAGCCCAUUGCAUUUUAGAGUGGGGAGAUGACUUCAGACCAGACUUUAAAAGGCUUGGUAAUUUAAGAUCUGUCUUCUGUUGUCAGGUGUUAGCUUUAACUGCCACAGUUACUUGUGUAGGCCAAAAGGAAAUAAUGAAAAAUUUACUCAUGAAAAACUGGGCAACUGUUUGUGCUGCUCCAACUAAGCCAAAUAUUGUUCUCGCUGUCUUGAAAAGGCCCAGUGCAACAUCUAAAGGGAACACUUCUACCUCACCCUAUGACUUCAUAUUUGAAAAAAAUAUUGAAUGAACUGAAAAAUAAAGGGAAGGAUUUCCCCCUAACAAUCGUCUACUGUAAAUCAAUACAAUGGAUCGGCUACGGAUAUGAACUGGCCAGAGAGAUACUGGGGGACCAGUUUUAUGAAGGCGAACAGCAACCAGAGCAU